Phaeodactylum tricornutum CCAP 1055/1 is the source of this 1910-nucleotide messenger RNA. RefSeq lists its product with no specific name. The record is from RefSeq and is a predicted model, not a curated record. NCBI's taxonomy places the organism in Eukaryota, Bacillariophyta, Bacillariophyceae, Surirellales, Neidiaceae. The coding region runs from base 409 to 1821 and encodes 470 amino acids. The transcript has 2 exons.
UGACACCACCCGACAUGAUCAACAUUACGAAGACUUUCCGGAUUGCUUCCACUAAUAGCUGGGCAUCGAAAGUGCUGAUAGUCAACUUUGUAGCACACAAUAUUUCAUUGGAACUCCAGAAGGACGCACUUUGCUGUCCUGUCGAUCAUGGGCAAUCCGUGUUCGUGCGAAACACGAGGCUUUGAAACCGUAGAGGGGCGUGGACGGAAGAUUCAGUCCGUUUUGCUCCAACAUGUUUUGAAAUCUAGGAAAUGGAACGGACCGAUGCCGAAACUUGACAGAUGUGCAUUUCUCACGGCACCCAGUAGCGUGGGCACACGCGAAUGGCCUUGUCCUACUCUUUUCAUUAUUUCGCCAAACUCAGCACGUCUAUAUUAGUAACACCAAGGUACACUUUCCGUGGAAAUCAUGUCCACCAUGAAUUCUCCUUUCUCUCUCCGCACAACGCGGUUUCGGUUGCCGUCGCGGUUGUCUCCCCCAAAUGUUGCUUUUUCGUCACGUGAGAAUCCUCGAAGCCGUGUUCAAUUUUCAACCGGACAGACCGUCCUUGUUGCGGCCUUUUUUUCUUCCGUGGCAGCUGUUUUGACAGCUUCGAUUGCUAUUUACGGCUUUUCCAAUACUAUUUUGGAAGCGCAUCGGGCAGCUGGUGUAUUGGAUGCCACAGGAGGCGCUUCGCAAGCGUUAGCGAAAUUCCGGAGCAUCAGUGAACAGAGGAGUGCUUUGCGCUGUGCUGAGGUGGGACCGAAAGUAUCGAAUCAGACCAAAGGUUUCAAUGAGUCGCUACCGGACGUGAGGGAUCAUUUUGAUCCUUCAGUAGAGCCACAAGCGAAAGCUUUAACAAUCAGAAUCAAGCGAGAGACGCAUAGUAUUCGACCACACGUGGCAUGGCUAAUGUCUUUUCCUAACAGCGGUACCUCCUUUACUAUUCAUAUGACACGGGACGUAUCCAACACUACCACCGCAACAAACUAUGCCUUGGAAGGCACAAACAGACAUGAUCCAAGUGAGCAGGCCAUCCCGGGUCCACUUGGUGCGAGCGGCCCAUUUCUGGAACUGAUUCCGAAUCUGACUACCGCGCUGCCCGAUACGAUUUUAACCAAAACUCAUUGCAAAGGUUUUUGCAGUGGUCGCAAAUGCAAUGCAGAAAAAACGGUACACACAGUCCGUUCCUUUAUGAUGGGAUGCUUGUCGGGACGGCGCGCCGUCCGGAACACCAAGGGAGGGCUUAGUACCGUUACCGUCACAUACAAUCCCGCGUUGGUCAAGAAAGCUAUCCAUCUUUUAAGGCAUCCGUUGGACAACAUUGUGGCUCGUUUUCAUCUUGAGUACAACGUCCAGGUAGGGCGGGGCAACACAGAAUACGACAAGAUGUAUCCAAAAAACGUGACUGGAUUCCAUAAAUGGUGCGCAGCAGAAGACGCACACGACCACAUUAUUAAUUCACGAUUUUUGAUUGUUGAUCACCGGCUGAAGGAGAAAAUGAUAAACAUCCCAUGCAUGAACGAGUUCUUCCGCUAUGUACAGUGGCACAACCUAGCCUUUGCCGUCUCGCGCGAGAUGGGCUUGUCCACUAUGAUUCUGCACUACCACGAAUACGCGGACAAUUUUGAAAAGACUCGGGACAAGGUAUUGGACUGGUUAGAACUACCUCGGGUUGGAGAGGGUAUGGCAUUCCAUUCGGGCAAGGUGUAUCGGCACUACUACUCAGACAAGCAAAAACGUGCAAUAUGGGAGUUUCUAGAAGAGUUUUCUUCAUUGGAAACUUGGGCAGAGCUGAAAGAUUACAAUUUCAAACUUAAGCCAAACUCAACAGUGUCUUGACGGUAGGCUUUGUUUCCUGUUUUAGAGAAUCAUAAUAUGAACAGGACUGUGGCAAUUCAAAGUUACAUUAAUGAAGAUUAUAAUUUUGC